Molecule: messenger RNA, 972 nt
Organism: Podospora anserina S mat+
Lineage: Eukaryota; Fungi; Ascomycota; Sordariomycetes; Sordariales; Podosporaceae
Exons: 3
Coding region: 1-972 (323 amino acids)
Molecular function (GO): oxidoreductase activity
Source: RefSeq, a predicted model, not a curated record
AUGUCAACCACCACACCACCCCCAGCUCCGGCGGCCCCAGCAGCAACAACGGCACCGAAUGCCGCUGCCGCCGCCAACCCAGACCCAGUAUCCCAACUCUUCUCCGUCAAAGGCAUCGUAGCCCUCAUCACAGGAGGCGGCACCGGAAUCGGCCUCAUCCUCACCCGCACCCUCGCCCUCGGGGGCGCAUCAAGGAUCUACAUCCUCGGCCGCCGGCUUCCCGUUCUUCAAUCCGCCGCGACGUCUGUCAACGCCCUCGUCGGCAAGAACGUAGUAAUCCCUCUAUACUGCGACAUCACCUCCCGCAUCUCCAUCUCGUCCACCGUUUCCGUCAUCUCCUCCGACCUAGGCUACAUCAACCUCCUGAUCUGCAACGCUGGCAUCGGCGGCCCGCAAGUCCACCUUUCUUCCACCACCCCGAACUCCCUGGAAGAGUUCCAACAACAGCAGAUGGACACCGUGGCUGGCUGGGAGGAAACAAUGAGGGCAAACGUGACAGGGGUAUGGUUCACGGCCAUGGGGUUCUUGUCGCUGUUGGAAAAAGGGAAUCAUACGGAAUGGGGAAAGGGGGGUGUGAGCUCUCAGGUUAUUGUUGUGAGUUCAAUUGCUGGGUUUAAUAAAAAGGCACCCGGGGGUUGGGCGUAUGGGGCGAGCAAGGCGGCGGCUACGCAUGUGGGUAAGAUGUUGAGUGGGUUGGUCACUGAGUGGGGGAUGAGGGCCAAUGUUGUUUGUCCGGGGUUGUUCCCGAGUGAGAUGGCGGCGCCGAUUGUGGAAGCGGCUGGGGGGUCGAUGACGGGGGGUGGGGUGAUUCCCCUGGAUAAGAGCGUUGUUCCUUUGGGGAGGAUGGGAGAUGAGAAAGAUAUGGCGGGGCAGAUUUUGUAUUUGGCUUCGAGGGCGGGGGCGUAUUGUAAUGGGAAUGUGGUUUUGGUUGAUGGGGGGAGGUUGGGGACUUUUCCCAGUGCUGGGUAUUAG